This is a messenger RNA of Orycteropus afer afer, 1662 nucleotides long. NCBI's taxonomy places the organism in Eukaryota, Metazoa, Chordata, Mammalia, Tubulidentata, Orycteropodidae. The record is from RefSeq and is a predicted model, not a curated record.
GAAAUUGAAAAGGGAUAAGAGGAAGGAGAAAAUGCUGGGCUGGUGUGAAGCGAUAGCCCGUAACCCUCACAGAAUCCCAAACAACACGAGAACACCUGAGAUUUCAGGGGAUUUGGCUGAUGCCCCACAAGCCUCCACGUUGAAUGACAAAUCCCCAGGGCGAUCUGCCAGUCGAUCAAGUAACAUUUCAAAAGCAAGCAGUCCAACAACAGGGACAGCUCCCAGGAGCCAGUCAAGGUUGUCUGUCUGUCCAUCUACUCAGGACAUCUGCAGGAUCUGUCACUGUGAAGGGGAUGAAGAGAGCCCCCUCAUCACACCCUGUCGCUGCACAGGCACCCUGCGCUUUGUCCACCAGUCCUGCCUCCACCAGUGGAUCAAGAGCUCAGACACACGCUGCUGUGAACUCUGCAAAUAUGACUUCAUAAUGGAGACCAAGCUCAAACCUCUCCGGAAGUGGGAGAAGCUACAGAUGACCACAAGUGAAAGGAGGAAAAUAUUCUGCUCAGUCACAUUCCAUGUAAUCGCAAUCACCUGCGUCGUUUGGUCCUUGUACGUGUUAAUAGACCGGACGGCAGAGGAAAUCAAGCAAGGCAAUGAUAAUGGUGUCCUUGAAUGGCCAUUUUGGACAAAACUGGUUGUGGUGGCCAUUGGCUUCACAGGAGGUCUCGUCUUCAUGUACGUACAGUGUAAAGUCUACGUUCAAUUGUGGCGCAGGCUGAAGGCCUACAACCGUGUGAUCUUCGUGCAAAAUUGUCCAGACACUGCCAAAAAACUGGAGAAGAACUUCUCAUGUAAUUUAAACACAGACAUCAAGGAUGCUGUGGUAGUGCCUGUAUCACAGAUGGGUACCAAUUCACUGCCACCUGCAGAAGGCAGCCCCCCUGAAGUUAUACCAGUCUGAUGGUACCAGCUGGGAGUUUCUUCACUGAAGAAUAAGCCCUCAGCCACUACAAAUGACAGAGUGAUCUUGAAUUACUCUACCUUCUCUUUCUCCUACUGACUGAUUUUUCCUUACUUCGCUCAAAAAGGAAAGGAGAGAAAAACACCAAAUGAGCAGGAUCUCAUGAAGCAAAGCCUAAAGUGUGAUAUGAAAAUGUGGAGAGUUUGCCAGAGAAUGAUUUCUAAGACAAUUAAGCACUAUGGGGGCCAGGAAUGCUUUUAGGCAAUGACAACAGAUUUACUUAAUAGACAUGAGAUACUCUUCACAGUAGCAGGGGAAAAGUUGAACACAGACUUGAAUUGCAAUGUGUAUUUCUUCUAGGGCCCUGUAGGUUAAUUAUCUCAUCUGGAAAUAACAUAUUUGGUUUAAAGCUUGAAAUUGCCUGCAUUAUCCCUAAAUCACACCUGAAGCAAAAUAGGAGGAUGCGUAUUUUGAUAUUCAUACUUUGACAGCUAACAGAUUUUUAUGGCUAUAAUGGUGUCUGAUUGUUUUGACAGAUGCAUGUUUUUAAUAGCUGCAAUGCACAUUUGAAAAUACUUGGAAUUAUGUUUAAAUCAUGAACAAAGGAUUUUCAAGGGAAAUUUUAAGUUUAAUUAGUUGCUCUGUUAAAACAACAGAAGUUGAAACCCACUCUUGGGUCCUGUAUUUUAUUUUUAUUUAUCCCUCUAAAACAGUGUUGUCCAGUAGAAAUACAAUGUGAGCCACAAAUGUAGGCAACAGAU